This is a messenger RNA of Striga hermonthica, 579 nucleotides long. The record is from the annotation of a GenBank genome assembly. NCBI's taxonomy places the organism in Eukaryota, Viridiplantae, Streptophyta, Magnoliopsida, Lamiales, Orobanchaceae.
AUGUCACUUAAAAUUAGCAACAUACUCGUUUGCAUCGUGCUGGUGAAUAGUGCCGCCGCCCAAUAUUCACCUGGCGACUGCACAAUGGCGCUCGUGAGCCUGUCACCGUGUGUUGCUUACAUCAGCGGGAACUCGUCGGCCCCAUCCGCGCCGUGCUGCUCUCGGCUGUCGGGUGUUGUCCGGUCACAGCCACAGUGCCUCUGCGGCCUCCUCAAGGGCGGGACCUCCAAUUUCGGCAUCUUAGUGAAUCGGACUACGGCCCUUGCCCUCCCGAGCGCGUGCCGCGUGGAGACACCCCCCGUCUGCCAGUGUGAUGCGGUGAAUGGGCCGGCGAUGUCCGCCCCUGUGCCGUCCGGUUCGCCUGUCGAUGGGCCCCCAGAAGAUCCAAACCCAUCAUCUAAUACCGAUCCAAACCCAUCGUCUGACACAGAUACAUAUACGACUCCACCUGAUGCAGGGAGAGAGUCUAAAACAGUUGGUGGCACAGAUGGGUCCUCUGUUGGAGGCAGCAGCAACACUGUUAAUGGAGGGAUUUUUAGUUUGAUGGGUUGUUUGAUUUUUCUUCUUCUUCUAUGGUGA